This is a messenger RNA of Spodoptera exigua (beet armyworm), 261 nucleotides long. Lineage: Eukaryota; Metazoa; Arthropoda; Insecta; Lepidoptera; Noctuidae. The record is from the annotation of a GenBank genome assembly.
AUGCACACCAUGGACACGAUGGGCUACGGCCACAAGAAAUAUCGGCCGCCGCUGUCGCCCACUAGCUUCUACCAACACGACUAUUACUCAAGACACACGACACUUCGCCCGCAGCUAGAUCACUUGGUGUGGCAUGGUGAUCGUUUGGUGAUUAUUGUGACCACGGAGUGUCGGAGUGUCGGAGUGUCGCCCGUCACUAACGGUGCGCCCAAAGUACCAAAAAUUAAUGACGCUCUUAGCGAAGUUAACGAGGCAAUCUAG